UUUUUUUUUUAUUACUGCUAUCUUGAUCGUAUUCUAACGCUCGUAAUCAACAAAAAGUAGACAUAGUUACAAUUAUUCGACAAAAGAAAAAGGACACGUUACGCUACAGAGCACUUAACGACAGUGGAAAACUCACACUCAAGGAGAAAAAAGACAAUAAGAAAUAAACCAUGGCUCGUUCAGUUCGUUCAAGCGCUUCAAAGGCGCCAAAGGAGAAUAAGGCUGAGAAAAUGAGACGCAUUGAGAACUACCGCCUUGCUAGAGCGCAGGCAAAGAAGUAUGUUAUUCCUGGACUUGUUGCAUUUCUUGCUGCCGUAUUUGCCCUCUUUGCGGUCAAGUAUGGUUUCUCAGGCUCAAAGAAGGCUGGCCAUAUUAAGGACAAUACCCUUUUUAAUCAGAAUAAUGUCAAAGACGCCCUCAGACAAACCGUAGAGACUGACGGCCUUAAGCUCAACAAUGAAGAGCUCAUCAAACGUCUCAUCGAGGCUAUGACCAGCAAGAAAGCAGAUGAGAAUAAGGUCGCUGAACCAGAAAAGGCUGCGGAAGAUGAAUCUACACCAACACCAGGAAAGGCUAUGGAAGAUGACGAGUCUACAGCUACAACAGAGGAAACUAAAGCAGAAAAGGACAGUCAAGACCCUCAGCCAUGAACAGCACUUUUUUUUUCUUCCAAUGCCAUGGAUUACAGACAACCAAUUAUUGCCAUACUUUUUGAAAUAAAAUGUCUAUAUUAUAUUAC
This is a messenger RNA of Lobosporangium transversale, 739 nucleotides long. RefSeq lists its product as hypothetical. The record is from RefSeq and is a predicted model, not a curated record. The transcript is spliced from 3 exons. NCBI's taxonomy places the organism in Eukaryota, Fungi, Mortierellomycota, Mortierellomycetes, Mortierellales, Mortierellaceae. The coding region runs from base 171 to 650 and encodes 159 amino acids.